CCUGUCACAGGGACAGUAACACGGCGAAGUCCAAGUACACGGGGAUCGAGAAGAUCCGGCGCGCUAUUAAAGCGCUGAUGAGAGGCCCCUUUGGGAAGCGCACCAACAUGGGUGACCUUUUUGACGCCCGUGUCCGCUUGCUGGAGAAGAUGCUGAACGCGUUGGAAAACAUGCCGGACAACCCGUUUUUGCAGAAGGCGUUCAUGGAGUACUGCAUGCAGGAGGCCAAAGCCGGGCGCUCAACCCACAACUUGACCAUGAUCGACAUGCUGAAAGAACGUAUAAGUUGUUAUUUUUGAUUGAUUCACGAUGGUAUGCUUUGUUUUUCAUCAUACCAUCGGCGGAAGGCAUUUGGGGACCUCUCUAGAGACCUCCCAAUGAACCUCGGAGUAAACCUCUUAAUCACACUGAGUAAUUGGCGUUCAGAUAGAGGUAAAUUGAGAGGUCUAAGUUUUCACUUAGAAACCUCUGCUGAGUCGCGGCAUCAAAAAAUGCAAAUUUUUCUCCUUCCACCACCUAAAAUCUAUUGAUUUCUUCAUCAAAAAAAGGUCUGCCCAUCCAAGGCGGCGUCGACACGCGCUGGUGCGGCGACUUGUACACGGCCUUGCUCUUGGAUCAGUGGAAGUGGCGGCUCUUGAUGUACUUGUACGAAGUGCGCCCCUUGGUCGUGAACGCCAAUGCGCAGGCCGCUCUCCAUCCCGACGCUGACGAUGACGGCCUCGAGUCCGACGAGGAGGAUGACGCGUAUUUCGGCUCGGAUCCGCGGGAGUUGCAGCGCUUGAUACAGACCGAGCUGAAGCCGGGCAUGACCACCUGCGUGAUCGAGAUGUCCGAAUUCGGCCACUCCAAGUGCAAGAUGUUGAUGAACUUGGUCAAAAUCGGGCCUGGUGAACCGCUGCCGCAGGACGUUGCUGAGCGCAUGACGGACGUGUUGUUGCACCCCUUCACAACGGGCAGUCCUGCUCCGACCUGCGAGCUCAUCCAAAUCAAGCAGGCCCAGGCUAAGUACGCCAUCGCGAAGCGCGCGCUGCACUGCAUCCAGCAGGCUUCUGGCCGGCACGGCAAAGUCGGAAUUUUGGAGGGUCAGAAGCAGCUGUUUCAAACCAUUAGCC
This is a messenger RNA of Amoebophrya sp. A120, 1112 nucleotides long. Lineage: Eukaryota; Dinophyceae; Syndiniales; Amoebophryaceae. The record is from the annotation of a GenBank genome assembly.